AUGCAGGAGUUCGGCUCUGCCGUACAUCUAGGUAGCAACGACCCUUCCUUUGCGAUAUGGGACAUGAAGCAGCAGGAGGUCCUCCCCGCCUGCCGCGUAGAGCCGACCACCGCGUCUCAGGUCUCGAGAGUCGUUGAGAUCACUGCCAACAACUGGUGCCGAUUCGCGAUCAAAGGCGGCGGACACAUGACGAACCUGGAUGCCUCCAACUCAGUCGGCGGUAUCACGAUCGACUUGCACCUCAUGGAUCACAUUGAGAUCUCAGAAGACCGCACCAAAGCUAAUCUCGGUCCUGGUCAUGUUCUUCGUGACGCUUACUUAGCACUGGAGAAGCACAAUCUUACGAUGGUAGGCGGAAGAACUGCAGAUGUUGGACUCCCGGGGUUCACGAUCGGUGGUGGACUCUCUGAUCUCGGACCGCAAUAUGGCUUAGCCGUGGAUAAUGUUUGGGAAUACCAACUCGUGCUGCCCAAUGCCACCAUUGUCAAUGUGUCGGAGACCGUCCACCCGGACCUUUACUUUGCUUUGAGAGGAGGUGGCAACAACUUUGGCAUCAUAACUAACUUUCGCUCGCGGCUCGUACCGCAAGGACAGAAGUGGGGUGGUGCAAGGACCUAUCAUAUCAACUUCACCGAUCAGCUGGUCGAUCAGUCUUAUCAACUCGCGACCAACUUGGCUACUGACACAUACAUGUCCUUCUGGACUCGCAACUCUUACGAUGUCGCCAACGACCGAUUCAGCAUAAGCGUUUCGCAAGCGUACUAUGAACCGGUCGUUGAACCUCCUGUCUUCACUGAGCUGAACAAGAUCCCAUAUGAGACGAGCAAUCUUCGGGUUGAUUGGAUGAGCAACCACAGUCUCGAUAGCGUCUCUCCUCAUGGUCUACGUCGCGUCUAUGCUUCUAUCACGUUCCGCCCCUCCCGUGUUCUGCACAAACAGUUGAUCAACAUCUACUCGGAAGAGGUUGUGGGUGUCAAGACCACUCCAGGUCUUUCAUCGUCGCUUGUUGUUCAGGCCUUGCACAAGAACUCCAUCGAUGCCAUGAAACUUCGGGGAGGAAACGCUCUUGGCGUCGAGUCUGACGGGCCACUGAUGAUUGCCCUUCUCACUCUUGGAUGGUCUAACUCGGGGGAUGAUGCGGCCAUGUAUGCCUACGCCGACCGCAUCAUUAAUCGAGGCAAGGCAGAAGCCGAGUCAAUGGACUUACUGCAUCCAUGGUUGUACAUCAACUAUGCGAACCAUAACCAAGAUCCGUUCACAGGAUAUGGCGAGAAGAACAAGAAGAGACUCCAAGAAAUACAGAAGUCGAUUGACCCGAAGGGCAUCUUCACCUCCCAGGGCUUGGUUAGGGGAUCCUUCAAGCUCAACUGA
This is a messenger RNA of Colletotrichum scovillei, 1371 nucleotides long. RefSeq names its product FAD binding domain-containing protein. The record is from RefSeq and is a predicted model, not a curated record. The transcript has 4 exons. Gene Ontology annotation, molecular function: FAD binding; oxidoreductase activity. Bases 1 to 1371 code for a protein of 456 amino acids. Lineage: Eukaryota; Fungi; Ascomycota; Sordariomycetes; Glomerellales; Glomerellaceae.